GCGGUCAUUUUCGGCAUCAGUUUUUUCGGCAACUUCUUAGUCGUCUUCACAAUGAUCAUGGACAACAGGUGGAACAGCGCUAUAUCAUUAUUUCUACUCAGUCUGGCCGUCGCCGAUUUGAUCUUUAUAAUCAUUUGUCUGCCGUAUGAGUUUGCAUCGCGGCACGCUUUCAACUGGACCGGACCGAGUUGGAUGUGCAAAAUGGCAAGUUUCGUUGAGAUGUUGGUCGCCUGCACUUCAGUUCUCAAUCUGGUGGCUGUCAGCAUUGAAAGGUCAGUCGUGAUAGUCCACCCAAUAAAAUCGAAGCUGUGGUGCAGUCGCGGUCGCACCCACCGCAUCAUCGGCUUCAUGUGGCUCGCUGCUGCCCUUCUCUCCAGCCCUACAAUCCCACUCAUGGUGAGCUGUGAUUAG
Messenger RNA from Helobdella robusta, 411 nucleotides. RefSeq lists its product as hypothetical. The annotation marks the transcript as partial. The record is from RefSeq and is a predicted model, not a curated record. Lineage: Eukaryota; Metazoa; Annelida; Clitellata; Rhynchobdellida; Glossiphoniidae. Gene Ontology annotation, molecular function: G protein-coupled receptor activity. The transcript has 2 exons. Gene Ontology annotation, biological process: G protein-coupled receptor signaling pathway. Gene Ontology annotation, cellular component: plasma membrane.